CUCGUUAACCGCUUCAUGAUCAAUCUGCGGACGGCCGGCUCGGAGAUGUCAGAACAAUCUGUGUACAUGAACGAUCGGCAGCAAGGCCAGCCGACACUACAGUUCAAAAAGCAAGUAGAUCGGCUGGGCAACAUUGGGGGAACGCUCCAGGAUGUCUGGAGCGAUGCACCCUGUGACGUGGAUGAUGAUGCCGCAGGAGUGGACGAGGAAGGACGUUGUGAGACCAGUGCUGAAGCGUGAGUCGGCGUCGGUGAUUGGGCUAAACUCGGAAGUAUGGUUUGCUUCAGACGGACAGCGGCAUUUGUAUUCUGUUGCGGGUAUGUUUUGAGGCUUACGACGUCGAAUGAUCCUUCCGCACAAGUGAUGUGCCAUU
Molecule: messenger RNA, 373 nt
Organism: Phanerochaete carnosa HHB-10118-sp
Lineage: Eukaryota; Fungi; Basidiomycota; Agaricomycetes; Polyporales; Phanerochaetaceae
Exons: 1
Coding region: 46-240 (64 amino acids)
Source: RefSeq, a predicted model, not a curated record